UUCUUGUAUUGUUCACUUGGACACUCCAUCAUUCUCACAGCAUGCAUACACACAUAGUCAUUCAGAGAGCACAUACACAAAACCCCUCCACCUCUGUAUAAAACUCUGUCUGUCUCUGUCCGUUUGUCUGUCUCCGUCUGUGACCGCUGAUACCUCCACACAGUUCCAGUCAUGUCAGAUAUAGAAGAGGAAUACGAGGAGCAGGGAGAGGAGGAGCAAGAGGAGGAGGAACAGGAGGAGGAGCCUGAGCAGACAGAGGAGGAUGGAGGAGAGCAGCCAGAGUACCAAGAGGAGGAGCGCCCAAAACCCAAACCUAUUGCGCCUCAACUUGCCCCCCCAAAGAUUCCUGAGGGUGAUAGGGUGGACUUUGAUGACAUCCACAGAAAGCGUAUGGAAAAGGACACACUGGAGUUGCACACUCUGAUUGACGUCCACUUUGAGCAGAGGAAGAAGGAUGAGGAAGAACUUAUCGGGCUCAAGGACCGAAUCGAGCGUCGUCGGUAUGAGCGAGCAGAGAUCCAACGGGUCAGAGCAGAGAAGGAGAAGGACAGACAGAACAGGAUUGCGGAGGAACGUCACAGAAAAGAAGAAGAGGAGGCCAAGAAGAAGGCUGAUGAUGAUGCCAAGAAGAAGAAAGUGCUUUCUGGCAUGGGAGCGAACUUCGGAGGCUUCCUGACCAAGGCUGAGAUGAGGAAGGGGAAGCGUCUGACUGGCAGAGAGAUCAAGAAGAAGACUCUGGCUGAGAGACGAGAGCCGCUGACAAUUGAUAAUAUGAGAGAAGACGCGCUCAAGCAACGGGCCCAGGAGAUGUGGAACUGUAUCUACCAGCUGGAGUCUGAGAAGUUUGACUACAUGGAGUACAUGAAACACCAGAAAUAUGAGAUCAUUGUGCUGCUGAACAGGAUCCAACAUGCUCAGAAAUUCAAAAAGGUCCAUGGAAAAGGGAAGGUGGGCGGACGCUGGAAGUAAAAGAGGGCAGAAGAAGAAAACAAGAUAACAAAGGCACAAUGAUAAUAAAUAGUUCUGUGACAAUGUAGGGAUGGAGUAAGCUCACAUUAUCCUCUUCAUAGUCCUCUAGUGUCAGAGUUGCUCUUUAGGCCUUUUCUGUGUUUGUAAAAGAUGUUGAAUGUUUCUUGAUAAAAUGUAUUGAUAAUAAAACCAGAUGCAUUACUGUGCUAUA
This is a messenger RNA of Labrus mixtus (cuckoo wrasse), 1180 nucleotides long. RefSeq names its product troponin T type 1 (skeletal, slow) (gene tnnt1). Gene Ontology annotation, molecular function: tropomyosin binding; troponin T binding. NCBI's taxonomy places the organism in Eukaryota, Metazoa, Chordata, Actinopteri, Labriformes, Labridae. The record is from RefSeq and is a predicted model, not a curated record. The transcript has 14 exons. Gene Ontology annotation, cellular component: troponin complex. Bases 172 to 969 code for a protein of 265 amino acids. Gene Ontology annotation, biological process: regulation of muscle contraction; sarcomere organization; slow-twitch skeletal muscle fiber contraction.